Molecule: messenger RNA, 1444 nt
Organism: Sitodiplosis mosellana (orange wheat blossom midge)
Lineage: Eukaryota; Metazoa; Arthropoda; Insecta; Diptera; Cecidomyiidae
Gene: Pdhb
Product: pyruvate dehydrogenase E1 component subunit beta, mitochondrial
Exons: 6
Coding region: 223-1278 (351 amino acids)
Biological process (GO): pyruvate decarboxylation to acetyl-CoA
Molecular function (GO): pyruvate dehydrogenase (acetyl-transferring) activity
Source: RefSeq, a predicted model, not a curated record
CGAAGUGAACGUAUUCGGUACCAUUACAUUCCGUGACAUAUGUCAUUGCGAACCACGAUUCUUCCGACAGGCUGGUUCACUUGUUUCAGCACAAACAAUUUGUAAUAUCACCUAUCAUUUAAAUCGUGUUGUGCAUCCGUCGUACGCAUUAGUCGACUGAAAAAAAAGAAUCUUUCAGAUUUUCAUCACACCACCGAAGUUCAUUAGCUCGAAAAUUGAAAAAUGUUGUCAAACGUGCGUAUGCUGACUCGUCGCGCUUUUUCCACAUCGCAUAAAUUGGCUGCACAACAGCUUACCGUUCGCGAUGCAUUGAACCAGGCGAUGGACGAAGAAAUGGAAAAAGAUGAACGUGUGUUUAUCUUAGGUGAAGAAGUGGCCCAAUACGAUGGUGCAUACAAGGUUUCCAGAGGCUUGUGGAAAAAGUAUGGUGAUAAGCGUGUCAUUGAUACUCCAAUUACUGAAAUGGGCUUUGCCGGUAUCGCUGUUGGUGCUGCCAUGGCCGGACUUCGACCAAUUUGUGAGUUCAUGACAUUCAACUUUUCCAUGCAGGCCAUCGAUCAGGUGAUAAACUCGGCAGCCAAAACAUUCUACAUGUCAGCUGGUACUGUAAAUGUGCCGAUUGUUUUCCGUGGUCCAAACGGUGCUGCUGCUGGUGUAGGCGCACAGCAUUCACAGUGCUUUGCCGCUUGGUUCGCUCAUUGUCCUGGAUUGAAAGUCAUUUCGCCAUAUGACAGUGAAGAUGCAAAAGGUUUGCUGAAAGCUGCCAUCCGUGAUCCGGAUCCAGUUGUAUUCUUGGAAAAUGAAAUGGUGUAUGGUGUUCAAUAUCCAGUAUCGGAUCAAGUAUUGGACAAAGAGUUUGUGUUGCCAAUUGGCAAAGCCAAGGUGCAACGGCCCGGAAAGCAUGUUACAAUUGUUGCUCAUUCAAGACCUGUCGAAGCGGCCCUCCAAGCAGCUAACGAAUUGGCUGGCGCCGGAAUCGAAGCUGAAGUCAUUAAUUUGCGUUCAGUGCGACCACUCGAUGCAGAAACGAUCUUCAAAUCUGUUCAAAAAACAAAUCAUCUCGUCACUGUUGAAGGCGGUUGGCCACAAUGCGGUAUUGGAUCUGAAAUUUGCGCUAGAUUAAUGGAACACGAAACAUUUUUCCAUCUCGAUUCUCCAGUCAUCCGCGUUACCGGUGCUGAUGUGCCCAUGCCAUAUGCACAGACAUUAGAAGCCGCUGCUUUACCACAAGCCAAAGAUAUCGUGGCAGCCGUUAAGAAAGUGUUGAAUGUUAAAUAGAUACGCGAGACGACGUUGAAAAUAAAUUUUUAAAAUUAAAGACAUGUCUGACGUAAAUUUUUAAAUUGAUAUUGUCACAUCGGAGUCUCUAUUUGUCGGAGGCGUAUAUGUAAUUGUAAAUAUUCAUCGAAAGAGAUUUUGGAGGAAUAAAAUUCAUCUAAAAUAA